This is a messenger RNA of Stereum hirsutum FP-91666 SS1, 1692 nucleotides long. RefSeq names its product amidase signature enzyme. NCBI's taxonomy places the organism in Eukaryota, Fungi, Basidiomycota, Agaricomycetes, Russulales, Stereaceae. The transcript is spliced from 10 exons. The coding region runs from base 1 to 1692 and encodes 563 amino acids. The record is from RefSeq and is a predicted model, not a curated record.
AUGCAGAAAUACGGGAUCCACUUUUUCUUGGUCUGCUUGCUCGCCUUCAUCUAUCAGUUUGCGCUCGGGAAUGCCGGUAGGGGCAUCAUCGACGGGACGACACUCCCACCUGACCCAAGGCGAAUAGUUUCACCAACAAGACGCCUGGCUUCCAAUGCCACCUUACCGGACCUCUACGAGGCGUCCAUAGCCGAGCUGCAGUCCGGACUGGAGCAAGGGCUCUUCACCAGCGUUGAUCUGGUCACUGCGUAUUUCGCACGGAUCAAUGAAGUGAAUCACCAAGGACCUAUGCUCAACGCCAUCAUCGAAAUGAACCCAAGUGCAUUAGCCCAAGCCGCAGCCCUCGAUGCUGAGAGAGCUAAUGGGACUAUUCGAACCCCACUGCACGGCAUUCCAAUUCUCUUGAAGGACAAUAUUGCGACCCAGGCUAGUGAUGGAUCAUUCGCUCUCCUUGGCUCAAUCGUUCCGCGCGACGCCACAGUGGCGGCCAAACUUCGAGCAGCAGGAGCAAUCCUUCUUGGGAAAGCCAAUCUCUCUGAAUGGGCAAACUUCCGCGGUAACGUCCCGAAUGGGUUUUCUGGACGAGGUGGCCAAACUUCCUGCGCCUACUUUCCCCUCUGCGACCCUUCGGGUUCUUCCUCUGGAAGCGGUGUUUCUACGUCUAUAGGACUCACGACCGCAGCACUCGGUAGUGAGACAGACGGUUCGAUUGUUAGUCCAAGUAGCAGGAAUAAUUUGGUAGGGAUCAAGCCCACAGUUGGUCUGACUUCGCGUGCAGGAGUCAUCCCUAUAUCCAUCAACCAAGACACCGUUGGCCCUAUGGCCCGCUCCGUCACCGACGCAGCCCAGAUCCUCAACAUCAUAGCCGGCCCCGAUCCCCUCGACAACUUCACCCUCGCCCAACCCACUCCUCUCCCCAAUUUCACUCUCGCACUUGAUCCUAAUGCUCUCAAGGGUGUGCGACUCGGCGUCCCGAGGCUCUUCACAGGAAACGACCAGAAUAUCAUCGCUGCGUUCAAUGCGAGUAUUAGGAUUAUCAGGGCUUUGGGCGCAGAGGUCGUGGACCCGGCGGAGUUCCCUGAUGCACAAGAGAUGUUGGACAGUAAUAAUGAGACCACUGUGUUGGAUGCAGAUUUCAAGGUCGACGUGAAGAACUACAUUGAUGGACUCUUGGAGGUCCCGACGAACGUCACUGAUCUCGCGGAUUUGAUCGCCUUCAAUUCUGCACAUGCAGCAGAAGAAUUGCCUGAGCCCUUCUGGACAGACCAGUCCGAGUUCAUCGCUUGUGAAAACACGACGAUGGACGCUGCCUACUUCGCCGCUCUUGACGCCGAUCACGACCUUGGCCGUACAAGAGGCAUCGACGCCACACUUCAAAUGUUUGGAUUAGAUGCCAUUCUUCUUCCUACAGACGGAUUUACCUCUGGGCCUGCUGCUAUCGCUGGAUAUCCUAUCGUUACCGUUCCCCUUGGCUUUCAACCCGCCAACGUGAAUGCGUCCGCUGCAGAUCCCGUCAUCGGUACGGCGCCAGGCCUUCCAUUCGGCCUCGCCUUCAUGGGCACCGCCUUCAGCGAGUUCCAGCUCAUUAGCUAUGCGUUCGCGUAUGAGCAGGCUACACAUACGAGGUUGGAGCGAUUGGCAUUCGAUGCGGCGAUUCCGAAAACGCAGUUGGCUGAUGUGAUUGGGGCGUGA